GAUGACAUAUUGUUGAUUGGAAAUGACGUGAAUUUUCUUAGCGAAAUAAAAGACUCAUUGAAGAAAAGUUUUUCAAUGAAAGACUUAGGCGAAGCGGCAUAUGUAUUAGGCAUCAGGAUCUAUAGAGAUAGAUCAAAACGCCUGAUAGCGCUUAGCCAAAGCACGUACAUUGACAAGGUGUUGAAAAGGUUCAACAUGGAGAACUCCAAGAAAGGCCUACUCCCCAUGUCACCUGGCACAGUGCUUUGCAAGAAUCAGAGUCCUCGGACUCUGGAUGAGCGAGUACAAAUGAAUGAUGUUCCAUAUGCCUCGGCAGUUGGUUCUAUUAUGUAUGCCAUGCUAUGUACAAGACCAGAUGUUUCCUAUGCGCUAAGUGUUAGCAGCCGGUACCAAAGUGAUCCAGGGUUGGAACACUGGGCCGCAGUCAAGGGUAUUCUUAAGUACCUCAGAAGGACCAAGGAUUUACUCCUUGUGUACGGAGGUGAUGAAGAGCUCAUUGUAAGUGGUUACACUGAUGCAGGCUUCAUGACUGACCCAGAUGACUUCAAAUCUCAAUCAGGCUACAUUUUCAUAUUGAACGGCGGCGCAGUUGAUUGGAAAAGUUCCAAACAAAAGACUGUGGCGGAUUCUACGACGGAGGCGGAAUAUGUUGCUGCUUCAGAAGCCUCCAAGGAGGCGGUAUGGAUCAAACAAUUUCUUGAAGACCUUGGUGUGGUUCCUAGUUCCCAGGACCCGGUGGAGAUCUAUUGUGAUAAUAGUGGCGCCGUGGCUCAGGCAAGGGAGCCAAGGCAACAACCACCGUCGCAAGGGAAGACCACCUCCCCGAGCUCGGGGGUCAGGCCCGACACUUGA
Messenger RNA from Aegilops tauschii subsp. strangulata, 852 nucleotides. The record is from RefSeq and is a predicted model, not a curated record. NCBI's taxonomy places the organism in Eukaryota, Viridiplantae, Streptophyta, Magnoliopsida, Poales, Poaceae.